AUAGAGAACCUUUUUGAGUUCUGCAACGAAAAGAGGAUGAGACUUUCGAUCGAAAAAGUUACACAUCCAAAAAUACAGAUCCAAAACUUUGGAAAGACCCUGUGUUGAACUUGUGGGCGGCACAUAUCCUUAUAUUGUGUUGAGUUUUGUGAAGUGAACUGUUCUGCAAACACAAGUGAAUUGGACUGUGUUGUGUUCUGUGAAGUUAAGUGGUUUGUCACAACACAAGUGAACUGUACUGUGUUGUGUUCCAAAAUUGCAACCAAAAUACUAAGCUAAUAUUUUGGUUGCAAUCACCUAUUGCAAUCCUUUUUAUCGAACUAUUGUGAAGACUUUAGUUUUAUUAGGUCAUUAGGUUUUUAAUCCCGAAUGUUCCACAGGGGCAUAGUGGGGUUUUUUUCUACUCAGCACAGUGCCGCGCUGAGUUCUGCAACCUUCGAACUGCCACUUGUCGCACGCUAUCAUGGAGAAGAACUAGAAUCACGAUAGCUCCAAGGGGAGACGAGGGAUUUCUUUUUUUGCCGUGUCUUCAAUGCAAAGGGACAUUCAUCGCGUCUUCUCAUCGACCGCAAUGCAACGACUCUGUCACCACUUGCUGACGCUCUUGAAUCGAAAUCAGUACACCGUUGUGGCCUACUUUCGCCGGUGCACACUCCUGUUGACAACGGGAUUUUCCCCGAAGACUCGCAGGCAUUUCAACUUCAGUGUAAUCGUUCUAGAGGAUAGUCAACAUCAACAGCAACAUCGUACCGUUUCUGUGCACCCCCCGCUUUGGCAUCUACAAAUUGCUCGGACCUCGCUCACUAUCUUUAAUUGUCACAUCGAGUGCGUGACUGCGUAGGUGAUUGUGGAUUGCGUUCAGUAAACCGAACGCAAUGCGCAAUCACGUGCACAGUCACGAUGCUUGAGCAGCGAACGAUAGUUGGCCGCUCAUGUUUUGCACGGGAUGAGUGGAGAAAUCCGAUACGGUAUUUGAAUCCAACUUUUGGAUCUUUACUAAAAAAAACAUUUGCAAGUCUCAUGAAUUUGCGAUAGCUCGUGAUUCCAUGAAAGAAAGCGUACAACAAGUAACGGUUUCAAGGUCAGACUUCAGCGUCUAGUAGUUCUGGUAGAAAAAAGCCACACAAUGCACUCUGGAGCUAUGAGGAGUGAAAGUGACCCAUGGUAGUCGAACUAAUGUCUACACCUUGUGUACUAUAGUUUGAUGAGAAGGAUUCAUGAGUGCGAGCUGCAGUUGGACAAAGUUCUGAAUAGCCGAUUGCGUAGAAAUAUUAGCUCAGUAUUUCGACGCGAGCUAUAGUUGGACAAUGGUGUCAAUAGGUGAUUGAAUAAAAUAUCGUCUCAAUAUUCAACGCAAUCUGUUUGGUUUAUCGAAAAAUUCUAGCAUCGUAGAGAGCGUGUGUUUUGUAUAAUGGUUAGACUUGCAUUUCAAUUAGCAAGUAGUUAUGAAGCAAGUAAAUAAAAAUGGCCUCUAUUUGGAGCAUGUGACGAGUUGG
Molecule: messenger RNA, 1496 nt
Organism: Marchantia polymorpha subsp. ruderalis
Lineage: Eukaryota; Viridiplantae; Streptophyta; Marchantiopsida; Marchantiales; Marchantiaceae
Source: the annotation of a GenBank genome assembly